GCACUCUCUAUUGAAAUUAAUGUUCGUUGUGACCGAGCAGAAACGAUAUCGUUACGUGAGGAAGAGUGAGAGAGAUACACGUCACACGAGUGAGAAAUGACAGUUUAAUUAAUCGUGCCACGACAUAAAGUAGUGCAAAGAGACCAAACAUCACUUUCCACGAUGAUGUAGGACGAUGAGAAUCACCUCACUUUAAUUUCCUCCUUGAUGUGUAUCGAAAUUCCGAAUCUAAGAUCGAUAAGAUUGAUUAUCUAGAAAAUAUGUUGGAUAAUCCUACUGCCAGUCGACGUCCAAAGCAUGAAGCUUCCGCUAAUGGAGCUCAGAAGAAUAUUGACAGAGAGACAUAUGCUUCAGCAAUGGAACAUGGCUCAAGCCAUUUGCACAAUGUUUCCGAUUUGGAUUCGGAUCAUUUAACGCUGUGGCAACAUCCGAUUACGACGUUACAUUAUUUCCUUAGUGAAGUGUUUCUUAGCUUGCUUAAUCUAGCGAGGAAAACAUCGCUGUACAAAGGGACAGUAUGCUUUGUGUUUUCAAUUGUGACACUGUUCCUUCUGUUUGGCAGAAUUUCUGGUCCGCAACAAGAGAUUUUUCAGUUAUUGGAAGGCAAGAUUAUAUGGUGGCUAUAUUGGGUAGGAUUAGGUGUAUUAUCGAGUGUUGGUCUUGGAACAGGUUUGCAUACUUUUGUGUUAUACCUAGGGCCACAUAUAGCGGCUGUUACUAUGGCAGCAUACGAAUGUGGUGCUCUCAACUUUCCCGAACCACCAUAUCCUGACCAAAUAGUCUGCCCAAAGGAGAACGAUCCACUAUGGGCAGUAGGUAUAUUAAACAUUAUGAAAAAGGUGCGCGUGGAGGCCAUGCUUUGGGGAGCUGGUACCGCGCUCGGUGAGUUGCCGCCAUAUUUUAUGGCCAGAGCCGCAAGAAUAAGCGGACAAAACAGCAGGAGCGACAAUUUCGAGCAAGAGGAUCUGAGGGAGCUCGAGGCUCUGGAAGCGUUGGAGAAUGGAGAGAAUGUGCCGUUUCUGACGCGUGUAAAGUUGACCAUGAAGCGAUUCGUCGAGAAGGCUGGUUUCUGGGGCAUAUUGGCUUGCGCAUCGAUUCCAAAUCCACUGUUCGACUUGGCCGGUUUGACAUGUGGACACUAUCUCAUUCCAUUCUGGACAUUUUUUGGUGCUACGCUCAUAGGGAAGGCUGUUAUUAAAAUGCACAUACAACAAUUAGCCGUAAUUAUAGCCUUCAAUGAAGAACUUUUAGAUAAAUUUAUUAGUUUAUUAGCAGUCGUACCAUUCGUUGGUGCUAAAUUCCAAGAACCAUUAAAGAAAUAUUUCAUCGAACAGAAACAAAAGUUGCAUAAUAGAUCAUCCGAUGGGCCAACUACAAUAUCGUGGCUAUUUGACAAAUUUGUCAUGUUGAUGGUUUGUUACUUUUUAGUAACAAUUAUUCAUACACUAGCACGAAACCAUCAUCGUAGACGAACUAAACCAUCUAUCGAUUAAAACUUAAGGGAAAUAGGAUAUAUAAUUGCAUAAAAGUUCCACCGCAACGUAAUAAAACGAUAAUACAACUUGUUUUUAUGGCAAAAACGGAAGAAAAGGAACGAUGAUGAGGCAUAGGAAGAAUGUGUUUCGUGUGAAGAGAAUCUUUAUUUCAAUAAUUUCAAUGUUACAAUGAAAAUAUAUUGUACACGAUAGCGGAACAUUAAGUUUAAUCUCCCUUUUGAGUAUAUUUACGUCAUUUAUUACCCCAUAAACGUUGCAACAGUAUGACGUGAUUGCACGACGUGUGGCGAGUGUGUACAUAUAGUAGAACUGAUAUGGAAAAUAUAAUGUUCCAUACAAAUAUAUAUACAUACAUGUAUAUUCAUACGUUAUGUGUAUGCGCGUAUGUACGUACAUGUGCGUGUAACACACAUGCGUGUACAUAAAUGCAUGAAAGACAGAUGUAAAAUUUUGCAACGCUUUUUACGAUUGGUCAUUACGUAUACAUAUGUCGAUAGUAAGGAAUCGAAUCUAGGUAAUUUUACGAGCGAUGAAAGUAUACUGUAAUCAAUAAAGUAAAUAUGUGGGAGACGCCAAA
This is a messenger RNA of Ooceraea biroi (clonal raider ant), 2073 nucleotides long. Its product is annotated as vacuole membrane protein 1. The record is from RefSeq and is a predicted model, not a curated record. NCBI's taxonomy places the organism in Eukaryota, Metazoa, Arthropoda, Insecta, Hymenoptera, Formicidae.